AUGGCGGCAACGUCAGAUGAAUUUGUGUUCCCACCGAAAUUAGAUUCAAAGUAUUUCCCUGGUAAAGAUGAGAAGGUUUGUGUGGUAUCCAUCCUUGGCAAGUCAGCUCACAAUGGCCACAACUCUAAGGCAUCCAUAAUCAACCACAUUCUGGAUAGAGAUGUUUUCCAGGGAUACCCAAGCUGUAAAGAUAGCAACAGGCACUUGGAAUACUUCCAUGAUACGGACAGCAGGGUUGUAUACCUACAUCACUGGUCUAGCUUUGAUACAGCCAGAUUGAUCAAGAUAUGCCAGAACAUCUCACAAGAUCAGGAUAUCCACAGUAACCUGUUGACAGAAGAUCUUCAGCAUGCCAAGACUCUACUCUUCCUGUUUUCUGUGUCACAUUUAGUGUUGCUGAACCACCCAGGUACCACCUUUGAUGUGUCCUAUAUACACCUGUUUAACUCUAUCAACACCAUCAGGCUGAAAUGGCAGCCCUUUGUGUCAGAAGUGCUGAGUGAGUUUGCUCUGCCCAAGGACUGGGUGUCAGCUGGGCGCCCUUGCUCCCCGAGGGUACUGUUCGUGUUCAGUGACUGUGUACUGGAGAGUGACCCAGGGAAGCCCCAGGGGCAGAGAGGGCCCUCAGUACGACGUCAUCAGCAUGCUAUCGAAGACCAGAUCUACAGUCUACUCAGAAAGGCUAGAACCAUUACCAAUAUUAGCAACAACUCUCUCUUUGCUGUGCCAGCCAAUCAGGAGUUUGUUUACAUCCACACCAAAGAUAACGAACUGGCUGAUCCACUCAUGACCUAUCUCUCUCAGAUGAAAAGUAACUGUCCAAUCAGGAAUGAGACAGAAUCCCCACGUAGCCGUGGUUACCAAAUGAAUCGCCAUGGCAACCAGAAAGUGGGCAUGGGAGACAACUCCGCUGUGACUACUAUGCAGAAUGGUCAUGGUGAACGGAGGUUUAAAGAGUUUCUAGAACAGCAUAUUGUCCAGGCUCUUACCAAAGGCUUUGAUGAUAAUGUGGGCAGACAUCCUAUACCUGCCUUGUUUGAGCUAUGCACUUGUGAAGUAUGGUUUACUAUGGCCACUUGCCUGUAUCAGAUGAUGUUCAGUCUGGACCUGGACCCCCGCCUCAGGGGAUACUUCAACACUCUCAAGUCUCUCUUAGAGACAGACGUCAGGUUCUCCGAGAAUCGUUGUAGCAAAGUUUUACCUGUGGCAGAGAGCACCUAUCAGGAUGGACUUCCCCCACACUACACAGAGUCUUAUCACCAGAGCAAGCUGGCUCAGGCUAGGCGCGUGUUUUGUCAGCAUGCUCGGGGACCUUGCUUCAAGAAGUACUUGGUACAGCUGGAGGAGGCCUGUGAGAAAUGGUGGAAGAAUGGUCAUCAGUUGUGUGAGGCAAUAAGCUUGACUGGCAACCACUGUGUUAACAGGUUACAUAGUGCGCCAGGGGAGAGCACUGAGGGUGACCUGGAGGAGAUGCCCCAUUGUAGUCAGUUCAAGACGAGAGCCUCCUGUAAUUGUGGGCAGACACAGGCUGAUAGGGAGGAUCCCUUUGAUCACAAGGCUGCAAAUUAUGAUUUUUACUGUCAGCUGGAAGAGCAGUGUUGUCAUGAAUUGAAGCGCAUAGAACUUCCUGUGUUCCAUGCCAGUACGUCUGAGAUCCGGGCCGGCAAGCCUGCUAGCAGUGAAACCCCCACUACAGAGCCUCAGUCCAGUCUGCCGAAGACAGAUCUCCUCACCUCAGGAAUGGCCAGUCUUAGUCUAGCACUGAGUCUGGAUCAGACUGAUAUAGGGCAGUCCAUGGGGUCUGUGGCUGAGACGCACACAGACGCAGAAACAGGGGGAGCAACUCUUAACCUACAAAGUCCUACAGAGUCCUCCAAACCUCUGAGUCGCCAGCAUUCGACAGUGGAAUACUUACCUGGUAUGAUUCACACGAGUAGUCCCAGCGGUCUGCUGCCCACCUUCCCCUCCUGGUCAGUGUGCUGUCUGGGCAAGGCCUCCGCCUACAACACUACACAAGGCUUGGAUCAGCAGGGCUUUCUUCCAGGGAGUAACUUCUUGCUGCCAUGGGAUAUCCCGAUCACUGCGGAGAAGGAGAAGUGGCCCACGGUCGGGGAAGGGGUCAUGAGGAAGGGCAAACAGAGGCGCACCCAGAAAGAACAACACCCGCUAACUGUUUUCCCAGAAGCCAGCGAGACAACUCUGAGGGCUUACCUGGGGAUGGAAUAUGAAUGUCCAAGAGGUCACAGGUUCUUCUGUAGCGGACCAGAAAAAAUUAUCAAGGUGUCCAGUACAAGUACUGUGAAGGACAAUGCUAACAAGUUGCUGAGCAUGGACAUGCCACUGUAUUGCCCCUGUCAUUGCAGAAGCUCUAAGGGGUUCAUGGCUCAGCUGAUGCGCGUGUUUGUGGUCACCCCUGAGGGGCCUCUCUCUAUCAGUGUAGACCCCAAGGUCAGACCAUGCCCUCCUCCCUGCCCGGUCUUCCACCCGGGCACAGGUCCCAUAGAGCUCACCGCUGGGGCUAUCUGGGUUAUACGACUUCCCUUUGUAUACCUUGGUUCUUCUGGGGCGUACACAAUGCCCAGUGACCCUGACCAGCUCAUACAGUGCAGGCUCCUCCAGGGAAUGUUUAACUAUACAGACCUGUCCCAGGCUCAGGACACUUAGAGCCAAGGGAUUCUCCUCCAGAAGGUUUUUGAUGACAAAUACCAGUCUCUGGCCCAAGAGAGAAUGGGCCCAGGCCUGCUGUUACCGUAGCUCUUCCAGGAAGUGUUUGACGACACAGAUCUGUUCCUCUGCUCAAGAACCAAGGAACCAAGGUCUGCUACUAUAUGUACAUGUGGCUCAUCCACAAGAUCUUUGGUGACACAUACCUGCCCUGACCCAAGACGGAUAAAGACAGGGACGGCUCCCCCAGGAGGUUUUUUGAUGACACAAAUCUCUCGUGGUUCACAACAUUACUGCUAGUUUGGAGGACUUAGAUCUGUCACCUGGCUCAGGAAUCUCUGAGCCAAGGGCUUCGGCUAGCACCUACAUGAAGUUUAGACCACAUAGAUAUGUUCUCUUACUUACGGCACUUACUAUCAAGUGCUGCUGUGAGCUUCUGGAGCAAUCCUAAUGAUAAAGGUGUGUCCCUUGGUUCUGGACACCAUAGCACACCUGCAGCCAAGGGGCACUGCUUGCUUCUCCUUGGUUCUGGACACCAUAGCACACCUGCAGCCAAGGGGCACUGCUUGCUUCUCCUUGGUUCUGGACACCAUAGCACACCUGCAGCCAAGGGGCACUGCUUGCUUCUUCUUGGUUCUGGACACCA
Messenger RNA from Liolophura sinensis, 3310 nucleotides. Its product is annotated as nonsense-mediated mRNA decay factor SMG8-like. NCBI's taxonomy places the organism in Eukaryota, Metazoa, Mollusca, Polyplacophora, Chitonida, Chitonidae. The transcript has 22 exons. Gene Ontology annotation, biological process: nuclear-transcribed mRNA catabolic process, nonsense-mediated decay. Bases 1 to 2664 code for a protein of 887 amino acids. The record is from RefSeq and is a predicted model, not a curated record.